Messenger RNA from Telopea speciosissima, 851 nucleotides. Its product is annotated as probable tyrosine-protein phosphatase DSP4. The coding region runs from base 86 to 775 and encodes 229 amino acids. Gene Ontology annotation, biological process: protein dephosphorylation. Gene Ontology annotation, molecular function: phosphatase activity. Lineage: Eukaryota; Viridiplantae; Streptophyta; Magnoliopsida; Proteales; Proteaceae. The record is from RefSeq and is a predicted model, not a curated record. Gene Ontology annotation, cellular component: cytoplasm. The transcript has 5 exons.
GUUAUUAUAUAUAUCCUUUCUCUCCCGGAGUUCCCUUCACUGUCCCCAUUUUCUAUUUUCCCAUUCAUUUGUUGGCGCGAAAGUGAUGAAAGUUGAGAAGGUCGGGAGAGAGAUGUGUAUAGCGAAUGAGAUUGCAGUAGAUGAGGAGUUGGAGCUGAAGCUUGAGAUGAUCUCUGAAGCUAAGAUUCCGUCCACCGUUGCGGAGUCCGACAGAGAUGGAGAAGAGAUGUUCGUUCCGCCUCUCAACUUCGCUAUGGUCGAUAAUGGUGUCUUCAGGUCUGGUUUCCCCGAUACGGCCAAUUUCUCCUUCUUACAAACCCUUGGCCUUCGUUCUAUCAUAUGUCUUUGUCCCGAACCUUAUCCGGACCACAAUACCGAGUUUCUUAAGUCGAACGGGAUUCAGCUUUUUCAGUUCGGAAUCGAAGGAUACAAGGAACCUUUUGUAAACAUUCCAGAAAAUAUGAUUCGUGAAGCACUCAAAGUUAUCCUUGAUGUUAGGAACCAUCCAGUUUUAAUCCAUUGCAAGCGGGGAAAGCAUCGAACUGGUUGUCUGGUGGGGUGCUUAAGAAAAUUGCAACGAUGGUGCCUGUCUUCAGUCUUCGAUGAGUACCAGCGAUUUGCUGCUGCCAAAGCUAGGGUUUCAGAUCAGAGGUUUAUGGAGUUAUUUGAUGUUUCCAGCUUGAAGCACCUGCCUGCAACAUUCUCAUGUUCCAACUCAAAGUCGGAAAGCUUUACUUCACAGGGAAGAGGAUGGAAAUCUUAUCCAAAAUAUUAAUGGAUAAUGGUGACCUCGAAGAUGGGGUUUGGCAGUGAAUGAAUAAGACAAUCCGUUUUUUUUAUAUGCGGAUAGU